Messenger RNA from Triplophysa dalaica, 5161 nucleotides. RefSeq names its product inverted formin 2 (gene inf2). The record is from RefSeq and is a predicted model, not a curated record. Bases 310 to 4089 code for a protein of 1259 amino acids. NCBI's taxonomy places the organism in Eukaryota, Metazoa, Chordata, Actinopteri, Cypriniformes, Nemacheilidae. The transcript has 23 exons. Gene Ontology annotation, molecular function: actin binding; small GTPase binding. Gene Ontology annotation, biological process: actin cytoskeleton organization.
UUUCAAUUAACAGAAACGUUUUUAAAAGUUUACGUUAGUUAACGCGAAUAAUCCUGACUGACUAGUGACCAGCACUCCCAGUGUGAUUGACAGUGGAGGGGGAGCUGAAACACGCCCGCUCAGGGGGGCGGAGUCGGGACAUGUGUGAGCAGCAACAUCGGUGAGUCAGUGGGAAUGUUUCAUCCACACACACCGAAUGUUACAAAGUAUCCGGAGUGACAACAGGAAUGCGUUUCUCAACAUCACAUCUGCAUCUUUUCACACCCUAAAGAACAUUCCGUCAUUAACAGAACUUUCAUCAUCAUCCUCAUGUCUGUAAAGAUGGACGGAGCUCAUAAUAAAUGGGCUGCGGUGAAGGGUCGACUCGGCUCGUCUCAAGAUUCAGACCCCUUGCAGGAGGCCAACCUGGAGGAAGCAGAUGCCGAGCUGUGCAUCCGAAUGUUGCAGGUGCCCACCGUCGUCAACUACUCCGGUCUGAAGAAGCGUCUGGAGAAGAGCGACCAGGUCUGGAUGGUUCAGUUUCUGGAGCUCUCGGGACUGGACCUGCUCCUGGAGGCUCUGGACCGGCUGUCAGGACGAGGCUGCUCUCGAAUCGCAGAUACUCUGCUGCAGCUCACGUGUGUGAAUUGCGUGAAAGCCGUCAUGAACUCGUCCGCUGGGAUCAACUUCAUCUUGGACAACGAGGGUUACGUGCGCAAACUGUCACAGGCUCUGGACACGUCUAACACUAUGGUAAAGAAACAGGUCUUUGAGCUUCUGGCGGCCCUCAGUAUGUUCUCCUCGGAGGGACACAGACUCGCCCUCGAUGCUCUGGAUCAUUACAAGUGUGUGAAGAUGCAGCAGUAUCGCUUCAGUGUGGUUAUGAACGAGCUUCAGGCCACAGAUAAUGUGCCUUACAUGGUGACCCUGCUGAGCGUCAUCAACUCCAUCAUCUUCAGCAUCGAUGACCUACACCAAAGAGACAAGAUGCGCAAGGAAUUCAUUGGAUUACAGUUGCUUCAACUACUGCCAAACCUGAGGGAAGAGGAGGAUGAAGACUUGAUAAUCCAGUGUGAGGCGUUUGAAGAGGCCAUGGCUGAAGAUGAGGAGGAACUCUUGAGGGUUUAUGGUGGGAUUGACAUGAGUAACCCUCAGGAGGUCUUCACAUCACUCUUUAAUAAAGUUAGCAGUUUCCCAUCGUCCCUACAGCUUUUGUCUAUGUUGCAAGCGUUGCUGUUGUUGGGUCCCGAGCGAGUGGAUAUCUGGCAGGCUCUGGAGUCACUUACUAACCGAGCCAUUCUGAUAGCAAACAAUUCGGAGAUGGAUUCAUGUGAGAAGAUACUGCAGCGUCUCGUCUUCACUAAGGAACUCAAACCCAAAAGUUCUUUUGAGGUAGACAGUCGCCUGCUUAAACGAAAAAAUCAAGCCGUUCAGACGGAGACGACAUAUGAGAAACUGACAAGUUCCUGCAGAUCAACUGACCAGGAACCAGUGAUCAACUCCACAAAGAUUUCAUCCACCCCUUCAGCACCUCCUCUGAACGGUGUGGAUUCAGCAUUGUCUGUCGAAAGAGGAUCUGGGCCUCCUCCACCUCCUCCUUUACCACCAGGAACAGCGUUACCUCCACCUCCUCCUCGUCUUCCAGGGAUGGGUUUUGGAGGUCCACCACCUCCUCCUCCUCUUCCAGUGAUGGGUUUUGGAGGUCCACCACCUCCUCCUCCUCUUCCAGGGAUGGGUUUUGGAGGUCCACCACCUCCUCCUCCUCUUCCAGGGAUGGGUUUUGGAGGUCCACCACCUCCUCCUCCUCUUCCAGGGAUGGGUUUUGGAGGUCCACCGCCACCGCCUCCUCUUCCAGGGAUGCAUUCUGGUGGUCCUCCACCUCCUCCUCCUCUUCCAGGGAUGGGUUCUGGAGGUCCUCCACCACCGCCUCCUCCUCCAGGUAUGGGGGAUGUGAUAGUCGCCAGGAGCCUCCAGACUGUUGGUCAGUGUUACAGCAUGCCUGUGAAGACGUGUCCAUAUCCCACCCAAAGAAUGAAGAAACUCAACUGGCAGAAACUCAAUUCAAGAGCGGUUACAGAUGGUUCUUCAAUGUGGGCCUCAACUCCAGGUGAUUCUCCUCUCGAGCCCAACUACAGCAGCAUCGAGCAGCUCUUCUGUCUGCCGGUUGCUGAACCCAAAGACAAGGUCCUCGUCACCCCCGCAAGAAAAGAAACCAAAGAGAUUUCCUUCAUUGACCCCAAGAAGAAUUUGAAUCUGAAUAUAUUUCUGAAGCAGUUUAAAUGCUCAAAUGAAGACUUCGUGAUGAUGGUUCAGAAAGGCGACUGUUCUAAAUUUGAUGUGGAAUCCCUAAAACAGCUUCUCAAACUGAUUCCUGAAAAACACGAGAUAGACAACUUAAGGUCCUUUCAAGGAGAUCCAGAAAAGCUGGCCAAUGUUGACCGGUUUUACCUUUUGCUACUGGCUGUACCGUGUUAUCAGCUGAGAAUCGAGUGUAUGUUACUGUGUGAGGAGGUUCUCUCAACGCUGGAUAUUCUCACACCCAAAACCCAGCUGCUCGGGUCGGCCUGUGACUGUCUCGCACAAAGCUCAUUGCUGCCCAGUUUCUGUAAGCUUAUCCUUGAUGUGGGAAACUUUCUCAACUAUGGAAGUCACACGGGUAAUGCUGAGGGAUUCAAGAUCAGUUCCCUGUUGAAACUUACUGAAACCAAAGCAAACAAGAGUCGCAUCACACUCUUACAUCACAUCCUGGAGGAAGCAGAAUUGAACCAUCCAGAGCUGCUGAAUUUUCCAGAUGAAAUCGAGGCCUGUGAGAAAGCCGCCGGUAUAAAUGUGGAGUCGAGCCAGGCAGACGCGAGCGCACUCCUGAAGCGGUUGAGAGAUGCUGAGAAAAAAGUGUCGUCAUCGGUUGAAGAUGUCCGGGAGCAGUUCUUAGGGCUCCUUGAGAAGAACUUGCUGGCGUGUGAAGCUCUCGAAGAGCGUUUCGCUAACAUCGAGAAGAGAAGGAUUGAUCUGGCUCAGUAUCUCUGUGAAGAUGCUGCUCAGCUCUCGCUCGAGGAGCUCUUCAACAACAUCAAGAUCUUCAGACAACUCUUUCUCAAAUCCCUGAAGGAAAACAGGUUUCGCAAAGAACAAGCGGCUAAAGCGGAGAAACGCAAACAACAGCUGGCGGAGGAGGAAUCCAAGAGACGGAAAGGAGAAGGUGGAAAGAUUAUCAGAAAAGAACCUGUGCCGGAGGAGGGCUGUAUCAUCGACCAGCUCCUGGCGGACAUCCGAAAAGGUUUCCAUCUGAGAAAGACCCGUCCCAGGUGCGAAACGGAAAGUGCGUCUUCUAGUGAAAUUCAUAGGGAUGCCAGAGAGCCUGAGUUGUUGAACAAAUCGAUGUCUUCUCGUUCUAAAGCAGCAAGUGUCAGGUCUGUCGAAGAAGCCGAUUCAUCUGCAGUCGAGGCGUCUCCCACAGUCCAAGAUUAUACUCCAGAAGGUCCGGUCAGAGAUUCCGACAUCAGUCCCAGAGGUGAACCUGCCUCACUGGGUAACAGCGAGUCGUCUGAAACCACCAACACAAACAUCUCAAUGGACCUCCACACACAGCACAACUCAUCCGUGAACGGCGUUUCGGUGGAAAAUGCCUCUGUGGAGACAUCGGCUCAGGAAAAAAUCACAUCAGAAGGCAGUCGUCUUGAGGCCAGCUCAGACCCAUCUCCCAAUUGCCUUACUCCACAAAAUACAGAUCCACAAGAUCAAAACUGCAAUGGGAACAAUAUGAAAGCCACAGAAGAUGAUCAGACUCCUGCUUCAACGAAGACGCCAGACUCUAUAAAUUCGACUCUUGUAAAUGGAGGUUGUGAAAAAAAUGGCUGUAAGAAAGAAAUAGACGACCCGCUGCAGUCCUGUGACGCUCAGACAGACGGAGACAGUUGUGUUGAAACGCAGCGGUCACGUGAUGAACUGGAUGGGCAGCGUUCACAAACUCCACCCACUCCUGCUGUAGGCCCCGCCCCUGGCCAACCUGAAAAUAAUAAACGUUUCUUCCAAAGAAACAAAAAAAGCAGUAAUGAAGUGGAGGGUGGCAGAAGGAAUGGCCGCAGUAAAAAGGCGUGUGUGUUGCAGUAAGGAAAUCUAAGGAGAAAGAAGCCCAAAGGCCGGAGGAAAAGCUGAGCGUGUUCCUGUGAUUCUGUUUCAUCAGCUACAGACUGACCUGAGAUCAGCACCACACACACAACCCUCUGCACUUUAUAUAGUGGAGGACCAACUAAAGGAGUACUUAAACAAAAAAAACAUGUUAUACAUUGUGUGUUUGAAUAUGACAAAAUAUGUAUUUUUAAAUGCAAAAUUUGGUCAAACUGUAUUUUAAAUAUGUGCACACGAUAAGAUACAUGUGUGAACUGUUUACAUGUAUUACAAGAGUAUUUAAGAUUUUGAAAAGAGUUUGCUAUACAAUAAAUUGCUAAAUAUGGAUUAUAGUUGUGUAUUUCACAAAUAGUUUUGCUUAUGCUGAAGCCUUUAAAAAAUAUAUUGUUACUAUUAAUAUUUCUCUGAAUGUACACUUUAUAUGUUAAGAAUAUUUUGGUAUUAACCAUAAGUAUUAGUUCAUUUAACAUGCUCUGAUUGUAACAGCCUCACAAACGCCACUAGGAUUAUAUUUUGCAUUUGUGGUGGUUUGUGUCCUCCAGGAUCUUUAUGUGCAAGUUUCACAUGGAUGUCAGUAUGUAUUUCCUGCUUAACAUUAAUGAGAAAAUCUGUGACAUGUAUGAAUUAAAAAGCAGUCAAUGUUGAUUGAGGUUUGUGUUCACUCAUUGAAAUAAGAUGAUAUUUUGUAGAAGCACAAGACCAGUGACCCUUAAAUUAAGAAGAUAGUUGAGUAAAUCACUACUGAUUGUAUUACAUGCUUAAGAGUUAUGUUUGGAAGUGCCCUGCUGUGCUUUAUUACAGACGUUCUUUCAUAACUCAAUAACAGAUUCCUUCUGCUAUGAACAUCUUGUCCUGUAGGGGGCGCUUUAUAACUCAAUCUCCAAUCCUUUGAAUUGCAUUCAUUCAAAUCAGUUUGAAAUACUCUUUUUACAUUAUUGUGUUGGUCACGUUGCAAAUGAUAUAUACAUGAAACAGGUAAUACAAAAUUGUACAACUAAAACAAACAAUAAGGUUGUAAAGAACAAAAUAUACAAUAAAAAAGUACAUGACUUAA